GUUCUAAGUUGGAAUUUCCUCCUCAUUCUUAGUAAAUUACUGUACAGAUUUUGGUAGAUUACAUAGGAACUCUACAUCUGUGACGUUGUGUUCCCCGGACAGAAUUGUCAGUGCACUCAUAAUAAUACAACAACACACGCUUGACAAAGAGGAUUUAUAGUCGUUUCUGUUUCUCGUAUAUAUCGGUUUAAAACUUUUUUUUAACUUAUGGAUAAUUAUCCUUUAAUAUCUGACGAAUAACAUCCGGAAAAGUUGAUUUCGUGUAGCCGUUAGGUCACAUAAUGCUAACUCGCCCACACUAGCCCGUGCUAACCUGUCCGAUUAAUUUUCUAACGCCAUUAGCGGAAGUUUUAUUUAUUUUUUGCCAACUGCAGCUCGGUGAUUUUCUUUUUGAGGGGUAGCUUUGCUGUAAAGCAGUACAUUGCGCCUUUUGGGUGGGGCGUUUUAAAUCAAGCGUGUUGUUGCGGGUCUCGGAUCAGCGGGUGACGCAGCGAUGCCUACGGUGAUCUUAAUGGACGUGUCCCUGUCCAUGACACGGCCAGUGUCCCUGGACGGCAUCGAGGAGUUCCAGAGGAAAAACCUGGCCGUCCACGGACUCAACAUGCUGUUUGAACACAUGGCCUCCAACUAUCGCCUGGAGUUCACUGCGCUGAUGGCCUUCUCCUCCCUCUGGGAGCUGCUGGUGCCUUUCACCCGGGAUUACAAUGCUUUACAGGAGGCACUUAGUAACUUGGAGGACUACGAUAAAACAUGCCUUGAGUUGGCUCUUCAAGGAGUCAGCAGCGUUGUUCAGCAGGAGUGGGGCAGUGCCUGUCCCUGUCAGGUGGUGCUGGUUACAGACGGCUCUCUUGGGAUCGGAAAGGGUUCCCUACGCCAAUCUCUUCAAAGCCUGAAACAUCGCGGUGACGACAAAAAGUUUCCGCUCCCUUUCCCUUUCCCCACCAAACUGUUCAUCAUGUGUGUAGCCAAUGCCGAGGAGUUGCAAAUGACUGACGCCAUGGAAAACCUGGAGGAGCUCCUCCGUCUCAGUGGAGGGGAUGGACAGAUCUUCACCGUGGAUGGCCUGCUUUGCAUGAAGAGUGUGCAGGCAAUGUUUGGGAUGCUGAUUGACCGGGCGUACUCCCCCUUCCACGCCGUUCUGCACUGCGGGAAUCUGUCUUCAGACGUUCAGGUGUUCCCUCGUCCCGAGCCUGUGGUGGUGGACGAAGAGGUGGAGCCUAUUCCCCGAACUGUCAGCACAGAUUUGGAAAUUGUGGGCUUCAUUGAAAUUGCAGAUAUCUCCAGCCCCCCAGUUAUAUCCAGACACUUGGUUCUUCCCAUUGCUGUAAACAAAGAAGUGGAUGAAGUUGGCGCUGGAGCAACCGAUGAGCUUGAAGAGGAACCUUCAGCCAGCCAAAUGGCCGGGAAAAGCCCAAAUUUCUGUGUUCUGUUACACGGUAGUCUGAAGGUUGAGGGGAUGGUGGCUCUGGUCCAGCUGGGCCUUUCCUGCUUUGGUCCCAGGCCGGAGUGGUUUGGCAUGUUGUACUCCCAAGCAGACAGCAAGAAGAAGUCAAACCUGAUGAUGUCUUUGUUUGAGCCCGGUCCCGAUCCUCUACCUUGGCUGGGCAAGAUCUCACAUUUGGGACCAGUUUCGGAGGCUGCUGAAAACCCCUACGGAGAGGAUGACAGUAAAAGCCCGUUCCCUGUGCAGCCACAGGUCAAACGGAGCUACGCUCAGAACGUCACCGUGUGGAUCAAAGCCAGCGGACUACAGACUGAUGUUCAGAAGAUCUUGAGGAACGCGAGGAAACUACCCGAUAAAACGCAGACCUUCUAUAAGGAGCUAAACCGUCUGCGGAAAGCUGCCCUGGCUUUUGGUUUUUGGGAGCUCCUGAAGGGCGUGGCCGAACUGCUGGAGAGGGAGUGCACCAUGCUGCCCGACUCGGCGCACCCCGACGCCGCUUUCCAGCUGUCUCACGCGGCACACCAGCUCAAACUGGCCAGUUCUGGGGACUCGCAGUACGCCGCCUUCGAGCACAACAUCGCCCCGAUGCACACAGACUUCUCCAGCUGAGCUGGAGAGUCAGACCGAUUCUGAACCAGAGGGAACUGAAACCGUACAGACUGGGCUAGUCCAAAAUGUCUGCCGAGGGACACAAGGACAAAAAAAAAACUUUGUACAUAUUCUUUUUUUUUUUUUUUUUUUUUAACAUGUUUCUUUGUAGAGUGUUUUACUAGACACACCAGUAAUUAAAUUGAAUUUUUAAUUCUGUGUCAUAAGUUAUCAAAAUGACAAUACAAGGGACAUUUAGGAUAAUUAAAAGAAUAGAAUAAUAAAGAUGCGUACUGGGUCGCAGCUGAGCUGGAAAGAAAGACAGAA
Molecule: messenger RNA, 2359 nt
Organism: Fundulus heteroclitus (mummichog)
Lineage: Eukaryota; Metazoa; Chordata; Actinopteri; Cyprinodontiformes; Fundulidae
Gene: ints14
Product: integrator complex subunit 14
Exons: 11
Coding region: 494-2053 (519 amino acids)
Biological process (GO): snRNA 3'-end processing
Cellular component (GO): integrator complex
Source: RefSeq, a predicted model, not a curated record